Messenger RNA from Sporothrix schenckii 1099-18, 3561 nucleotides. RefSeq lists its product as uncharacterized. The record is from RefSeq and is a predicted model, not a curated record. Bases 1 to 3561 code for a protein of 1186 amino acids. The transcript has 2 exons. Lineage: Eukaryota; Fungi; Ascomycota; Sordariomycetes; Ophiostomatales; Ophiostomataceae.
AUGGCCGCCACAGACGGCCGCAUGGGUGCACACCCGCAGCCAUACCCGAACCUGCCAGCGUCGCCCACCUUGACGAACCCUGAUAUGAUUUUACCCGAUUAUGACUUUGCGCUCUCGCCCAGCCUCGACGACGAGGACCACCCGGCCCGCUCCCAGUCGCCGCUCAUGAUGUGGAAGAACGCCCACGCUGCCUCGUCGACCACCGACUUGCAGCAGCUCUUUGCCGCCUCCUCGCAAGAGCACCACGCCUUUCCGACCGGACCCAUCACACCCACCACCCCCAUUAUCUACGGCAAUGGCACCAUGCUCUCCGACAUUGGCGAGGUCACCGAGGCCGAAAGCACCCCCGGUCGGCCCUCGCCAGGAUCCGUACGGCGCCGCGCUGCUGGCGGUGCUGGCAGCAGCGGUCCAUUUGAUGCUGCGGACUCAGAGGGCUCCCGUACGCCGUCGCCGACCCCUUUGCCGCACAACCUCCGCCCCUUCCACCACAACGCCAGCAACAACUCCAGCCACAACACCCUCCAGGCGGCGCUUAGCAGCCGCGACAAUCUCUCCGAUGCGCCGCGUCGGUCAUCGCCCACAAUCGGUGUCGAAGAUGCGCCUCAGCAGAACGUAGGCUCAAGCUCCAACGGCGUCAAGCAGCGCGCCCGGCAACAGCAGCAGCAGCAGACCGCCCGGCGGGACUCGCUCGAGAGCAACAGCACAAUAAGGACACAAGAUCAGGCUGGUCUCUUUGCCGACUUUGACGACACCGUCAGCGUUGGCGACAGCGUCUUCCAGGGCGACGACGAGGAGAGUGUGGCCGAGUCCUACGUGGAGGAGCCGUAUGUUGCUCGAGAGGUGCCGAUCCUAAGCUCGGCCGCACCAGCUUCUCUACUCGCCGUUCCGGAUUUCACCAGUGGUGGCUUAAGUAGCGGAGGCAACACAAGCGACGAAGGCGACCGGCGGCUGUCCGCCGCGUCGCUGAGUCUGCGCGCUGAAAAGAUUCUGGCCAAUGCCAAAAAGCGACUCACCACAAUGGAAGGCAACUUGAACCGCGCUCGCAGCUCACUCUAUAUCUCGUCCCCUCCUGGCGGUUCCCUCCCCUCGGACGGCUCUACGCCGUCCCCCAAGACACCUGUCCGUUCCGCGACCGCCAGCAGCCGCUACCACGACCCGAACCCCGGCUCGCCAAUACACUCCCGCAUGGUAAGCGACGGCGCCGUGCCAAUCAACGGCGGUCUGCCCAGCAACUUCCCGCAGCGGUCGGCCAGCGCUCUUGGUGCCGCUGGCGGCUACCGCAAGCCACAGCAGACCGGCUCCAGGAGCGCUGAUCGCAUCAACGAAAUCCAGGACAGCUUGAGUGGUGGCUACCACCGGGCUGGUCUUGCCAAGCCGGUGGACAUUGUCCUGGAGCGCCUGGACGAGGUAGACGGCGCCGACGACAAUGAGAUUUUGCCGUCGCAGGACCGCUCAAGCGACCAAGUAGAAUCAUUCCUGAGCCCGACAUUCGCUUCGGCCGCCAACGGCGGACAGUCUGGGCUGACUCGGUCGGCGUCCGUUGCCCAGAUGCGCGACCUCAAGGACCAAAUGAAGGGCCUCAAGGGCAAGAUCUCGACGCUCCGUGAGCAGGCCCGUGCCGACAGCCUCAAGCGCAGAAGCCUUCAAAGUCUUCGGACACCUAGCCCGUUCACACACUCGCAGGUGGACCAGUGGUACGCCGAGCAACCGCAGUCGAAUGGGAGCCCCGAAUCUUCCGGCAACGGCAGCCCAGGCCAGCACCAGAACAACUGGACCAAGGAACGGGCUGCGGACAGCGCGGUUGAAGGAAACCCCGUGGCCACCCGCGGUGAUGUCAGUACGCCCCCACCCCGGCAAGCGGGCGGUUCCUCACCCGCUGGAAGCGCACGUCUGCAACGCAGCGGCGGCAGUAGCUCGAGUAGCGCUCGUCAGACUCGGCGGAAUACGGCCACUGCGCUCGAUGCAGACCAGACGGACGGGGACUCUGUCCUGAGCAGAUAUGAAGACGUGGAGGACGGAGAGGUGACAAAGCUGUCCUACGCGAAUAUGUCACAGCAUGCGACCGAGUCCCCUGUUUUGGGCGAAGCUCGGUCAAUUCCUGGCAGCGAGACUAUCCCUGGUGACGACGACGUGGACGAUAUGCGGACCGAGAAUGGAGACUUUUCCGAUGACGGCGAGCCGAGACAGCUUGAGGAUGUCUUUGUCGACAGCGCCGAAGCCACCGAGCAACUGGAAAUCGACGACGGUUUCAACAACAAUGAGGUGUAUGACUUGGGCGCCGAGGACGAUGACUCACGCGAACUGUCGUCGCAACAGCAAUUCGAGCAAGAUGACGUCGAUUACGAGAGCGAGAGUGGCGAGUCGCUGUACCAUGAAGCGCUGCAGCACCCUGUAUCGCACGAAGACCGCGAGGAUGCCUUUGACUACGAGCAUUUCAUCCUGCACAGCGCCCUGGGGACUAUCAGCCAACAGCGUCUGGCGCGGAGUGGAAGCUUCAGCUCGGAGGAUUCGGUCGAAACCACGCGGGGCCCUGUCUCGUCUAGCAGCAACAACAAUAAUGACGCCGCUUUCCCAAGCCCGAACCGCCGGACCAGCAUGAGCUCCAUUUCCACCGUCGAGUCCGCCGACUCCUUCGCAACGGCCACCGAGGGACGAACCAGCCGUAGCAACCACGUCAACUCCGAUGAGGAGGACGACGUCGUUAUCGACCGCGAUUCGCGGACUGCUGCCGCCGCCGCUAAAUACCGGCCGGACAGCGUGCUCCUUGCGCGUGCAGCCGCCGCCAAUCAGAGCCCCACGCCUGCCGCCUCCGCCGCACCGCCCGAGGACAACUUUGGGUCCGGGCCCAAACGGAACAGUGCCGAAGAGCCCCGCCAGACCCAGCAGCCGUCCAUGGCGCGGCGCCCGGCCAGCGCUGUCGCUGGCCACCGCCCGUCGAUCUCGUCGUUUGAGUCCAUUGGCACCACGCGCAGCUUCCCGCUCGUGAACCGCAACCGCAUCGGCAGUGUCAGCACCGUGAACGGAGGCCCCGCUACGGGCUACCGUAGCGGCAGCAGCGGCGGUACCCACAGUCUAACCUCGUCCGUCUCGACCCUGCCCAACGGCAACCGAGACAGCUCUGCCUCGUCGACGCCGACCCCGACGCCGACUCAGGCAGCACAGCCAGGGCUCAAUGGUGGCCUUGUCUCCUCUGACAACGAGGAGCUCCGGAGCAUCUCCGAGAUCAUCAUGAACGAGACGGCAAGCAUAUUUGAGCAGGGCGGCCAUGGCAGCGCCAGCAUCGGCACCAAGCCGAGUGUGUCCAGCCUCGGCGCGCCGUUCCUCGACCGCGCGGGCAGCGCUGCCAGCAGUACGAACGGCGGCCCGGCCUCGCACGCCCAAGCCCAAGCCUUGGAGGCACUGUCCAAGGAAGACCAGUACCUCGUCGAGCGCCUGGUCGGCAACCUGGGCCGCUGCGUGCUGGGCCUGUCCGAGAGCGGUCGUGCGAGUACGGAGAGCCGCAUGUUCCGGCGGCGCAUCGAUGCUGCACGCCGCAUUCUCGAGGGUCUUGACCCAAUCUAA